Molecule: messenger RNA, 3263 nt
Organism: Coniophora puteana RWD-64-598 SS2
Lineage: Eukaryota; Fungi; Basidiomycota; Agaricomycetes; Boletales; Coniophoraceae
Product: Ca-transporting ATPase
Exons: 11
Coding region: 219-3194 (991 amino acids)
Biological process (GO): intracellular calcium ion homeostasis; calcium ion transmembrane transport
Cellular component (GO): membrane
Molecular function (GO): P-type calcium transporter activity; ATP binding; ATP hydrolysis activity
Source: RefSeq, a predicted model, not a curated record
GCCAUGCACACCCUCCCAGUACUUGGGAGUGCGCCCACGCUCGUGAAUAAAUGCUAGUCACGUUUAUUCCGCCGGACUUACCAGCGUUCUCGGAACUUGGUCGAACAGGACACGUCACCCUGCAAAGUAUUUUGAGGCGUAAAUUAGGCGCCAGGCUUCCUCCGUGCUGACUACGACAGACACGUCCUUUCUCUCUCUUGCCACUCAGCUCAGUCCCAAUGGACGCGCCGUGGACAAAGGAGCCGUCGGAAAUCCUCCAACACUUCCGUGUCGACGACAAGCGAGGUCUCUCCGCAGACCAAGCUGCAAAACACGCUGAGCUUUACGGAAAGAAUGAACUCCCUGAAGAGCCGUCUACUCCCCUCUGGGAGCUCAUCCUAGAACAGUUCAAGGACCAGCUUGUUCUCAUUCUCCUCGGCUCUGCCGUCGUCUCUUUUAUCCUCGCUCUGUUUGACGACGGCGAAUCCUUUUUUGGCGCAUUCGUCGAACCUGCAGUCAUUCUUCUCAUCCUCGUCGCUAACGCCGCAGUUGGUGUCAUCCAGGAGAACAACGCCGAGAAAGCUAUUGAUGCCCUCAAGGAAUAUUCCCCCGACGAAGCCAAGGUCCUUCGUUCCUCACAGCUCGCCCGCAUCCAUGCAUCCGAGCUUGUCCCUGGUGACAUUAUUUCUGUUGCAGUUGGUGACAAGGUCCCUGCCGACUGUCGCAUCCUUUCCAUUUCGUCCUCGAGUUUCCGCGUAGACCAGGCCAUCCUCACCGGUGAAUCUGUAUCUGUAAACAAGUCUACCGGCAUCGUCGAUGACCUACGUGCGGUUAAGCAGGAUAUGGUCAACAUGCUCUUCUCUGGCACCACUGUCGUGAACGGUACCGCGCGUGCCGUUGUAACGUCGAUAGGUGCAAGCACGGCCAUCGGGCACAUUCACCACUCCAUCUCCCAGCAGAUCAGUGAAAAGACCCCUCUCAAGCGUAAGCUGGACGACUUCGGUGACAUGCUCGCCAAGGUCAUCACGGUUAUCUGCAUUCUUGUCUGGGUCGUGAACGUCCGCCACUUUUCGGACCCCUCUCACCACGGUCUGCUCAAGGGCGCGGUGUACUACUUUAAGAUUGCCGUCGCUCUUGCCGUCGCUGCCAUCCCUGAGGGCCUGGCUGCGGUCAUCACCGCGUGUCUUGCGCUCGGGACCAAGAAGAUGGCGCAAAAGAACGCGAUUGUACGCAACCUGCCUAGUGUCGAGACACUUGGGUGCACGAAUGUCAUCUGCUCUGAUAAGACGGGUACACUUACUACUAACCAGAUGAGCGUGUCACGCUUCCUGGUUGUCGAUGAGAAUACCGGCUGGCCCAAAGAGUACACGGUUGAAGGCACGACAUACGCGCCAACCGGCGCCGUCGAGUGCACAGAUGGUGCCACUAACCUCACUGCUCAUUCCAUCCGCCGCCUCGCCGAAAUCUGUUCGAUUUGUAAUGAUGCCAAGAUUGUGUACCUUCCCGAGAAGCAUGCUUACACCAAUGUUGGUGAACCUACGGAAGCUGCCCUCAAGGUCCUCGUCGAGAAGCUUGGGGCACCCACGUCCGAACUUGCUCGCUCCCUGGAUAGCAUGAGUCUUUCUGUUAGGGCUAGCGCCAUUAACGAGGCCAUUGAGCACUCUAUCCCACGUCUCCUCACCCUGGAGUUCACGCGUGACCGCAAAAUGAUGUCUGUUCUCGUCCGCACAAACGGCACUGGCGCACUGUUCGCGAAGGGUGCACCUGAGAGCGUCCUCGAGCGGUGUACAAGCGUUCUGCUUGACGGCAAGGUUGCUCCGCUUACCGGCGCGCUCCGCGCCCAGAUUUUGGAUCGCACGGUCGCCUAUGGCGAAGAGGGCCUCCGCACGCUCGCGCUCGCAUACGUAGAUGUCGACGACAUCGACAAGAACCACUACCAUGCUGAUUCGGCCGGCGAAUAUGCCCGCUACGAGAAGGACCUCGUAUUCACCGGUCUGGUCGGCAUGCGUGAUCCCCCACGCCCCGAAGUUCGCGGCGCCGUCGCCUCGUGCCGGGCUGCGGGGAUCAGAGUUAUCUGCAUCACGGGUGACAACGCGCGCACGGCGGAGACGGUGUGCCGUCAGAUUGGUAUUUUCGGCGCUGAUGAGGACCUUACGGGGAAGAGCUACACGGGCCGCGAGCUUGAUGCGAUGAGCCAGGAGGAGAAGAUGGAGACGGUCAAGCGAGCGAGCUUGUUCAGCCGUACUGAGCCGGCGCACAAGAGCAUGCUUGUGGAUUUGUUGCAGGCUCAGGGGUUGGUUGUUGCAAUGACUGGUGACGGUGUCAACGAUGCGCCUGCACUGAAGAAGGCCGACAUUGGUGUCGCUAUGGGUGGCGGAACGGACGUGGCGAAGCUCGCUGCUGACAUGGUUCUCGCUGAUUCCAAUUUCGCCACCAUCGAACAAGCUGUUGAGGAAGGACGACUGAUCUAUAACAACACGAAACAGUUCAUCCGCUAUCUCAUCUCGUCCAACAUUGGCGAAGUCGUCUCGAUCUUCCUGACUGUGCUACUCGGUAUGCCCGAGGCCCUGAUUCCCGUCCAGCUUCUCUGGGUGAACCUCGUCACGGACUCGCUCCCUGCCACGGCGCUUGGCUUCAAUCCGCCGGACCACUCGAUUAUGCGUAUGCCUCCCCGCAAUGCCCACGAGCCCCUUGUCGGGCGCUGGCUCUUCUUCCGGUACCUCGUAGUUGGUUUCUACGUCGGUGCAGCGACCGUGUUCGGCUAUGCUUGGUGGUUCAUCUUCUACGAGGGUGGUCCUCAGAUUUCGUUCUGGCAGCUCACGCACUUCCACCAAUGCGCUUCCACGUUCCCUGAGCUUGGGUGCGAGAUGUUCACGAACGAGAUGUCCCACCGCGCCACGACGAUGAGCUUGUCGAUCCUGGUCACCGUCGAGAUGUUCAAUGCGAUGAAUUCGCUUUCUGAGAAUGAGAGUCUGCUGCGUCUGCCCGUGUGGCGCAACAUGUUCCUCGUCGGCGCCAUCACUCUGAGCAUGGCUCUCCACUUCGCCAUCCUCUACAUUCCCUUCUUCACCAGCCUGUUCGCCAUCACGCCACUCAACUGGGACGAGUGGAUGGCGGUGCUUUACCUGAGUGCACCUGUGGUCGUUAUUGACGAGGUACUGAAGUUCAUCUCGGCGACCUAUGUUGACCCACCAGCAAAAGUCAAGCUUGACUGACGCAUAAACAUGACUUGACGUAGUAGAUGCGCAUCCUGUUUGUUGUAGGAAGUAGAACUAUAGACUAGU